Macrosteles quadrilineatus (aster leafhopper) is the source of this 1080-nucleotide messenger RNA. RefSeq names its product sphingomyelin phosphodiesterase 4-like. The transcript has 6 exons. The record is from RefSeq and is a predicted model, not a curated record. Gene Ontology annotation, molecular function: sphingomyelin phosphodiesterase D activity. The annotation marks the transcript as partial. NCBI's taxonomy places the organism in Eukaryota, Metazoa, Arthropoda, Insecta, Hemiptera, Cicadellidae. Gene Ontology annotation, biological process: ceramide biosynthetic process; glycerophospholipid catabolic process; sphingomyelin catabolic process.
UGUACAAUUUAACUUUAGGAGUUAAGUUUUUAUAAAUAAGACGCCUGUCUUUAAGUAUCUUACAUUUAUAUUUGUCACUGUAUGACCUAUAGAUUACUCGACUGGAUUUGAUACUGAUUUACUGGUUAUCAACACUUAACAGCUUUGUUUACAGUUUUACGAAGUAACUUAAACAUACAAAGUAUAGGCCUACUAGUGUGAGAAAGGUUGGGUGUUAAACGUUCUAGGAUGCAGUAUACAUUACCAAUUCUUCAGCAGCCUGUUCACAUACGUUGUGACAGUAUAGCAAGAUGGGUUGAUGAGUGUACCAAUAAGGAUUUAGAAAACUUAUUACCGGAUAUCGUAGAAGAUAUUUUUGGAGUCAAAAACAGAGUUGGAUGGGGAUUAAUGAGCAUAGAAUACAGUUUAAACUCAGGAGAGUAUGACUUGCUAUUCAAGUUUCUGCAUCCUAAUGGACCAAUGUUUCGCCUCUGUUACAAACUUUUGUCAGACCCUUAUAUUAAAUACAAAUUCCCACUUGCCUUCCUACCUCAAAAAGUGAAACAGUCCAUUGAAGAAGGCACAGCUUUACCUUUCUAUAUUGACAAACUUGAAAUGGAUCCACGGACCCGCACACCAUUGCAUCUAGCUUUGAAUCCUUUUGAGUUGUACAUGUUCCACUUCAUGUACCAUAUAGUGAACCCUUGCCAGAAGUCAGUGCCCUACCAGGAGACUCGGGUAUACUCCUCACUCUACCUGAGGCUGGCAGAGGAGUAUCUGGCUACGUUCCUACCAUGUGAUGGUUCCACAGUCCUGCCAGAGUUGCCAAACCAUUACAUCUCUCAGAGCCCUCAUCGAUCCAUCCCUCAGAAGCCUGUGCGUACCUCCACGCUGUUCCGUCAAGAGGUGUUAGUAAAGAUGUUGAAGCAAAGUCCUGCAGCUAACACCUUGCAGUCCUCCCCCCAUGUAGGCAUCUGGCGCAGUGAACUCAUUGUUCAACUUUGUCUCGACUUUUGGCUGAGCAUGCCAAACGCCUCCAGUCAGUGGGCUUACGACACCCCCAACCACUACUUGGGACCUUACAAGCCUUUAGCCUCCACA